AUGGGCAAGAAGCGCUCGCAGAAGGAUCGAGGAUACAUCACAGCAAAGGAGCAUGCAGAGGAAUGGGGCGGCUUCAAGGACCGCUCGCGCGGCGCCCCCUUCGCCCGCCUGCCCUUCAACUGCUGCGCCAUCACGUUCACGCCGUUUGAGGACCCGGUGUGCACCGACGACGGCAUCAUAUACGACAUUGUGGCGGUGGUGCCGUACGUGCGGAAGUUUGGGAGGCACCCUGUCAAGGGGACGCCGCUGGCGCUGGGGGACCUGAUACACCUCAACUUCCACAAGAAUGCGGACGGCGAGUACGCGUGCCCCGUCACCGGCAAGGUCUUCACCGACCACACCCACAUCGUGGCCGUCAAGCCCACCGGCAAUGUGUACGCGUGGGAGGCGGUGGAGGAGCUGAACAUAAAGGCCAAGAACUGGCGCGACCUGGUUACGGAGGAGCCUUUCACCCGCAAGGACAUCAUGCACCUGCAGGACCCGUUGAACCUGUCGGGGCGGCUGAUCCAGGAGUUUGACCACGUCAGGAAGGUGGGUGGCUAG
Messenger RNA from Monoraphidium neglectum, 543 nucleotides. Its product is annotated as peptidyl-prolyl cis-trans isomerase-like2. Gene Ontology annotation, biological process: protein ubiquitination. The record is from RefSeq and is a predicted model, not a curated record. The coding region runs from base 1 to 543 and encodes 180 amino acids. NCBI's taxonomy places the organism in Eukaryota, Viridiplantae, Chlorophyta, Chlorophyceae, Sphaeropleales, Selenastraceae. The transcript has 4 exons. Gene Ontology annotation, cellular component: nucleus. Gene Ontology annotation, molecular function: ubiquitin protein ligase activity.